AUAUUUUGGAUAAAGCUUAAGGUGCAGUAAUCAAUGGCAAUCGGAAACAAAUCAGCAACAUUUUGUGUGUUUAAUCAUCAAUGGGUUCAAAGCUGGACGUGCCGUUAUCCACUACAAGCCCACAAAAUUCCCUCUUUCUUAAUCAUUAAACCCCUCUCAAAACCCCCCAGAACAAUGCCCUGUAUCUCCGGCCAUGGCGGUUUUUGCUCAAUCCUCUAAUGUUCUCACCUAUCUUGACCGUUCCAAUCCCCAAAUCUCCAACAAUUACAAUCUCAAAGCCCUAUCCUUCUCCAAAAAUCUGCAAACCCACAAGCAAACGCUAAGAAAAUCUCAAGAAAUCUCAGUCCUUGGCGCCGCGGUCUCUAAUUCCACCUUCAAUCAAACUCAGAACUUAGAAUUACAACAACUAUGCCUUCUGGGGAAGCUAGAACAAGCGGUGAAACGUAUGGAAUCGAUGCUAGAGCUCCGGAUUGAGGUGGAAGAAGAUGUUUACAUUGCUUUGUUGAGGCUAUGUGAGUGGAGAAGAGCGCCCGAUGAAGGGUCUCGAGUCUACGGAGGUGUUUUGAGCUCCAAAUCUCGCUUGGGCGUUCGGCUUGGCAAUGCUUUAUUGAGCAUGUUCGUCAGGUUUGGCAAUUUAACUGAUGCCUGGUAUGUGUUUGGUAAAAUGUCUGAGAGGGAUGUGUUUUCUUGGAAUGUAUUGUUGGGUGGUUAUGCUAAGGCGGGGUGUUUUGAUGAGGCUUUGAAUUUGUAUCAUAGAAUGUUGUGGGCUGAAAUUAGGCCUGAUGUAUAUACAUUUCCCUCUGUUUUGAGAACUUGUGGUUGCAUUUCUGAUAUAGUUAGAGGCAAGGAGAUUCAUACGCAUGUCAUAAGGUUUGGAUUUGAGUUGGAUGUAGAUGUGGGUAAUGCUUUAAUCACUAUGUACGUGAAAUGCGGUGACUUAAGUAAUGCACGGAAACUGUUUGAUAAAAUGCCAAAGAGAGAUAGGAUUUCAUGGAAUGCCAUGAUUUCAGGGUACUUUGAAAAUGGAGGGGGAUUGGAUGGAUUGAGAUUGUUUUUCAUGAUGCGCGAGCUCUCAGUCGAUCCAGAUUUGAUAACUAUGACUAGUUUAGCAUCUGCUUGUGAGCUUCUUGGUAACCAGAGAUUAGGGACAGAAAUCCAUGGAGUUGUGGUUAAAUCCGAGUUUGGGGAUGAUGUUUCGAUGAACAAUUCUUUGAUUCAGAUGUAUUCGAGUCUUGGCCAUUUGGGAGAAGCAGAGAAAGUCUUUUCACGAAUGGUGUCGAAAGAUGUGGUAUCGUGGACGGCGAUGAUAGCUAGCUACGACAGUCACAAGCUGCCUCUUAAGGCUGUUGAAACUUACAAAACUAUGGCAUUAGAGGGCGUAAUGGCGGAUGGGAUUACUUUAGUUAGUGUAUUAUCUGCUUGUGCUUGUUUAGGCCAUUUGGAUUUAGGUAUAAGGCUUCAUGGGAUUACCAUCAAGACUGGCUUCAUAUCACAUGUCAUGGUCUCAAAUGCUCUCAUUGAUAUGUACUCAAAGUGUAAAUGCGUCAACAAGGCCUUAGAAGUAUUCCACAAGAUCUCGGGAAAGAACGUCAUAUCUUGGACUUCACUCAUCCUUGGUCUACGGAUUAACAAUCGAAGUUUCGAGGCGCUGUUUUUCUUCCGUCAGAUGAAGGAGUCAAUGAAACCAAAUUCUGUAACUCUGAUUACAAUCCUAUCGGCAUGUGCUCGAAUAGGAGCUCUAAUGUGUGGAAAAGAGAUUCAUGCACAUGCUCUACGUACUGGUGUUGGGUUUGAUGGCUUUUUACCUAAUGCUAUUUUAGACAUGUAUGUAAGAUGUGGAAGAAAUGUGCCUGCACUAAACCAAUUUAACUCGCAAAAGAAAGACGUGACGUCGUGGAAUAUACUGCUUACGGGUUAUGCCGAGCAGGGACAAGGCAAGCUUGCUGUUGAGCUAUUCGACGAGAUGCUUGAAUUGGAGAUUAACCCAGAUGAGAUUACCUUUAUUGCUCUAUUAUGUGCCUGCAGCAGGUCAGGUAUGGUUAUGGAAGGUUUGGAGUACUUCAAUGAAAUGAAAAACAAGUAUAAUCUGACUCCUAACCUGAAACAUCAUGCGUGUGUGGUCGAUCUACUCGGCCGUGCUGGGCAAUUGGACGAUGCUUAUGAUUUUAUACAGGAUAUGCCAAUCGAGCCGGAUGCAGCCAUAUGGGGAGCCUUGCUAAAUGCUUGCAGAAUUCACAGAAGCGUUCAGCUCGGAGAACUUGCAGCGUCACGUGUAUUCGAAAAGGACGAUAAAAGCGUCGGGUAUUAUGUUCUUCUCUGCAAUUUCUAUGCUGAAUGUGGUAACUGGGAGAAGGUUUCAAAAGUUAGAACAGUGAUGAGAGAAAGAGGACUAGCGGUAGAUCCUGGUUGCAGUUGGGUGGAAGUGAAUGGAAAAGUUCAUGCUUUUCUCAGCGGCGACAAUUUUCACGCUCAGUCAAAGGAAAUUAAUGGGGUUUUGGAUGGAUUUUAUAGCAAGAUGAAGGAAGCUGGUUUGGGAGAUUUGAAGAGUAGUGAAGUUGAAUCUUCGAGAGCUGACGUUUUUUGCGGGCAUAGCGAAAGGCAAGCCAUUGCAUUCGGGUUGAUCAAUACUGCCCCGGGGAUGCCUAUCUGGGUGACGAAGAACAUGUACAUGUGCCGUAGGUGUCACGACAUGGUAAAGUUCAUCUCGAGGAUCGUUCGUAGAGAAAUAUCAGUGAGGAACGUCGAAGAGCAUCACCAUUUCAAGGAUGGAGUCUGCUUGUGUGGGGACGAGGGAUAUUGGGGAAAACCUGGUACAGGAUGAAACUAUUUUUUGAGAUUCUACAUAAUCUUAAUCAUUCAUAGUGCAACGACGACAUCGAGGCAGCAGAAGAUCAUUUCCUGGUUGCUCGGACAGUGUACGAACAAACCGAUCGAAAACGAUACCAGAACAUGCUCGUGCGGCCAUGGACGUCGUUGAGGUAAGCUCUCUGAAGGAAAUAUGUAAAAUGGAAUCCAUGUAGCUUUAGUAUAUCAUUAUAUGAAAUUCCCCAUUAGAGUAACAAGCUGAAGUAUUCAUGAAAAUACUUGAUAAAUUACAGAAUGAAAAUGCUCAUAUU
Molecule: messenger RNA, 3116 nt
Organism: Cucurbita maxima (winter squash)
Lineage: Eukaryota; Viridiplantae; Streptophyta; Magnoliopsida; Cucurbitales; Cucurbitaceae
Product: pentatricopeptide repeat-containing protein At1g15510, chloroplastic
Exons: 1
Coding region: 194-2821 (875 amino acids)
Biological process (GO): RNA modification
Molecular function (GO): protein binding; RNA binding; zinc ion binding
Source: RefSeq, a predicted model, not a curated record